AACACAUUUGUUUUGCAAGCUGAGCAGCUAAAACUUAUGAAUUGAAAAUGAGUUGCUUAAAAUUAAUUAAUUUGGGACUUUUGGUCCUGUUUGUGUGUCAAGUUUUGCUUGUAAAUGCGUCACCAAGGAAAACUACAAGCAGUGAGUUUGGACCAAGCGUUGCCAAGGAUUUGAGGAAAUUUGAAUCAAAAAGAGGUCCAAAAUUAAUCGAAAACUUUAACGAUGAAGAAAGUGACAACGACGAAAACGACACAAAAUGGCUAGACGAGCUCCUUGAAAACGACAAAACCUUAGAAUCAGAAUCAGACGAUGAUGACACAAAAGACGAGUCAAUUGAUUAUGAUGAUGCCGAAGAAGAAGAGUAUCCAUCUGAUGACAAAGAUGAAAUUGAAGUUGAUAAUGUGGACGAUGCAGAAAAUGAUGACGAUCAGGAAAUUGAAGCACCAAAACGUCGUUUUAUGGAACCUUCAGUAGUUGCUAGAGACUGGAAAUUGAAUAAAGUGAACAAAAAUCGCAGACAUAAAAGAUGGGCACCGACGGACACACAAAAUAACAAAAGAGCUCACUGGAUUCGAGUUGGAACACAAAAUGAGCCAUGCUUAAAUUAUCCGUUCUGCAAUAAGCAAAGAAAAGGAAAAGUACAGCCAAAAAAGCCAUGCCUGAACUAUCCAUUCUGUAAUAAGCAAUAG
Molecule: messenger RNA, 689 nt
Organism: Chironomus riparius
Lineage: Eukaryota; Metazoa; Arthropoda; Insecta; Diptera; Chironomidae
Source: the annotation of a GenBank genome assembly